This is a messenger RNA of Penicillium malachiteum, 462 nucleotides long. RefSeq names its product 4a-hydroxytetrahydrobiopterin dehydratase. The record is from RefSeq and is a predicted model, not a curated record. Bases 1 to 462 code for a protein of 153 amino acids. Gene Ontology annotation, molecular function: 4-alpha-hydroxytetrahydrobiopterin dehydratase activity. NCBI's taxonomy places the organism in Eukaryota, Fungi, Ascomycota, Eurotiomycetes, Eurotiales, Aspergillaceae. The transcript has 2 exons. Gene Ontology annotation, biological process: tetrahydrobiopterin biosynthetic process.
AUGGCGGAAGCCUCGGUGAACAUUAAGAUCGCAGAAGGCGAAGACAGAGAGUUGGUCCAGACGGAAAUCGAGGCAUUGAUCCACCAAUCGGGCUGGGAACUACUGGGAGGCGAUACUAUUCGAAAGACGUUUCAUUUCAAGACAUAUACAAAGGUUUUGGUUAGUGAUCAAAAGCAGCAGACUCUUGGUGUUGAUAUUAUCUUGUCUGAUACUGAAACUGAUUGGAUAUCUCAGGAUUUCAAUAACCUCGUCGGAGUAAGAUGCAAAUCACGGAAUCAUCAUCCGGUGACAGUGCUCAAAUUCUCCUCUGCUACUUUUGAGUGGACUACUCAUUCACCUCAAGGACUCUCUGAGAAAGAUGUUAUCAUGGCAAAGUACUGCGAAGAACAGGCUAAAGAGAUUGGUGAUGUGAAAGCUCAAGAUGCCCCAUCUUGCCAGGGCCCUAAAACAGCCAAGGUCUAG